This is a messenger RNA of Siniperca chuatsi (mandarin fish), 3991 nucleotides long. It is a transcript of the gene lg3h22orf23, whose product is annotated as linkage group 3 C22orf23 homolog. The record is from RefSeq and is a predicted model, not a curated record. Lineage: Eukaryota; Metazoa; Chordata; Actinopteri; Centrarchiformes; Sinipercidae.
AAAAAACUGAUGAGACAAGAGACAUUAGUUUAUUAAAUGAAUCAAUCGUAUAUCCAGAGCAAUAACUAAAUAUUCAUGCAAUAUUAAUGCUAAGAUCAAUGCCCAAAUAAUCUUAUUAAAUGUAUAAGUACUUUACUGAAUCAGUUUCCCCAGUAUCUUAGUAUGGGCAACAACAUCUUUAAAGCUUCAACAUUUGCUGAAAGUCGAAACUGACUAAGCUGCGUUGACAGUGACAGCUACUGUAUAUCUGCAGUCUCGAAAUAAACACAAAGCAAUCAUCUCAUCUGGGUUUGUCACUGGAAGAUGUGAAAGUAAACAUGGAGGCAAUUCAAAGUGCUUUGCACAAGGAAAUAAAAAGCAAAUGAAAAAUAAAAGAAAUGCAUUAAAACAUUUAAAACACAUUUAAAAUAGAGUAAAAUUCGACAAAUAAAAUAGGAUGAGAUAAAAAAAUAAAAUACAAAUAGAAAAAAAUGAGAGACGAGAAUACAGUUAUAGUGCAGUUACAGUUCCAUAAAAAGUUUCCCCAAAUUCAAGCAACUUUAUUAUGUAGUUUGUAUGUGACGUCUGCCACAUUAUCACCCAGACACUAGGACCUAAACUAAACCAAACAACCCAGUGAGGGUGGUUCUGAGACAAAACAAGGAGGAAGUGUUCAACUCAGUUGUAUAUAAAAUAAAUAAAUAAUAAAUAAAAUAAACUGAAAAGGGUGACAUUUGACUAAUUCCAUGAUGAUUAAACAAAAACAAAGCAAUAAUAAAUAAAAUCUUUCUAAAGAAGGAAAAAUAACAAAAUAUAUCAGGAUACUGCAAUAAUUAACUACAAGUAAUAAAAAGUACAAGUAAUAAAAACAUGAAAAAUAUCAUCUAAAUGUUAAUUAUAUUGAACCAUUAGUAGUCGAGCCACUAAAAAAAAAAUGUUAACACUGCUGCUAACGCUGCAAAGUAAUGCAGGGCCGUGAUAAAAUGUUAUUUUUCAUUCUCAAGUAAACAGGUCAUGUCCGGCCACUAUCUAAUAAAGCAUGCUUUGGCAAAGAGCACAGAGUGUGUUGCUGCAUGUACACUGAAUAACAUGUUUGAAUAGAUAUAAUGUUCCAUCGCAAAGAGAUCUCAGUGGAUUUUUCUGUGCUCUUUUAUUACAGAGCUGCAUUCAAUGCGAAUACAUAAUGCAAACACAUAUUGGUGAAUAAUAGUAAACAGGUUGGUAUAGCUCAUAAAACACACCAACAUACAAUACAGUUCAUGAUUCAGUUUUUAAGUCUGCAAGUAAUACCUCAUCCCCUUUGUGGAGCCAGUAUUUCUAACAGUUUUAACACACUCCACACACACACACACACAUAUAUAUAUAUACAGGUCGGUCUCUGUCUUCCCAGUGAGGACAUGCGGCUCUGACUUCUGAGAAGACCUGUGUGUGAAAGGUGAUUAUAUCCUGGCUGCUGUUUAUCUGUUUAUCAUGGGGCAUGGGCAAGAGGCAGGCUGCUGUCUUCCCCCAGAUAAUGGACUCCAGACUGCUGCUGAUCCCCGAUGACUAGCCCACCACUGAUAAAGACUCUCUCUUUCCUUCAGAGUGACCACUACACAAGACAUCAGCUACGCAAGCUGAAAACUGUGGUGGCCAGUUUCACAAAACAUCUUUAUUAUGGGCUUAAAUGCAUCACACACGCUCAUCUACAGUUUGUUUGCCAGAGGAGAGUUCACUUCCAAAGGUUUUAGACUAAAUUAUGAAUUUGUAGUCAUACCCUAUAAUAUAGGGAUUUUAAAGGGACAAAUAAAUACCAUAAAAUGCUUGUAAAAUUAUUUGGAAAACGUGAAAUAAAACAUGAAAAGAAUUGAGAUUUUUUAGGCUAUGCAUACAGACCUUCGCAACUCUUUAAUAUGAGGGACUUUUCUGUAUAAUGAGUGUCUAUUCUGUUCUAUUUUAAUGUGAUCACCUGUUUUCCACACACAAAUUCCCUUAAUAUUCUUUCUUAUAACAUUCCUUUUGGUCUUGGUGUUAUGAUAUGAAUUUUGAAUGAUCCCUGUGGGGAAUGUGGACAUUUGUAGCUGCAAAGUUGAGAGAAACAUUAUUUUAUUUCAUUUGGUAUCACCAGACUAAAAAUAUCCCUUUAAUGAUAUGUGUAGUCUAGAGCCUGGCUUUGGAAAAUAAACUUUGUUAUGGUGCGUGCAGCGAAUUCUUUUUGCAGUAACUGAUGGGAGUAUCAACACAAAUAAAACAAUUUGUCUUUGUCUUCAUCUAGUGGCCAUAUGUUGUCAUUGUGCCUACGGCUUUAGAAAAAAAAAACAGCAAGUAAAAAAACAACAACGUUACAGCCAAAAUCUGAAAUAUUUAGAAUAGGUUGGUCUAACACUGAAAAUUGUUUAAUAAACGUCUGAAUUUUGGAGCAAAAAGUGUUAUUAUUAAUAUGCUGCUUUAGCACGGAAGUGCUUGAAGCUACUUGGUUGCUAUAGCAACAGAGAGACGCUGCUAACCACACCGAAAUUAGCUAGCGUUAGUUAGUGUUGUGAGGACUUGUGAUAAGACGUGUUUGAGUUGCAGAUGGACGCCUCCUCACAGAGUAGAGUGGGCAGGGGACUGUGGAACAACCCCAGAGCCACCCAGUACAGCAAAGAGACCCAGGACAUGCUGAGAUUAAUGAUGCAGGAAUCAAGGCUCACCAGCCUCCAGAGAAAACAAAUCAACGAAUGCCUCAAGAACGGAGCAGCUUUACCACUGACCUCUGAUCCCACAUUGUCAGCCCCUCAGCCUGAAACCAGUAAAUCUGUCCAGAAACGCCUGCUAAGCAAGCCUCAGAGACGCAGCGCUGAAUCUUGUCGUUCUGGGAACAGCUACGUCAGAGAAAAGUUCCAUCCCGGUCCUAUAAGAGACUUAGAGAAAGAGAAGAGAAGGCUUCAGAAUAUAUUGGCAACGGGACAAGAGGAGCCCACAGCUGCAUCUUUCCAAAAUGUUCCUUCAUGUAGGAACCCAGGAGUGGUGGAGGGGAGAGACCGGUUACAGGAAGUUCUGGAUGAGAUAGAGGAGAGAAGACAGUUUCUGGCAGAUAUGGCCUCUCUGGGUCAGGAGAAGCAGUACAUCAACAUCAUCAACACUGAGAUAUCCCAGAGAAUUCAAGAACUGGAGGUGUUGGACCAGGCCCGCAGUCCCAAGAUGGAUGCAAUGACAUCUGAGGGGAAAGGGGUGACUGCAGAACAGAUAACAAAAAACAUGGACUUGAAAGAGACAGGAGGAGAGAAGACUAACUGCCACUAACUGAACACUUGGAAAUCAGGUGCAAACAAUAUAACUUCAAAUUCAGAUUAUGAAUGGGUCGAGUAAAGUGUGAUAUAAUAAUUGCAGUACUGAUGUCUGAAAAGAGGUUACAGCUGCACUGUGCUUCAACUAAAUAAGCAGUUCAGGUGACAGCACAGCAGUGAAGACAUUACUGUGAUGUCAAGUGGUGAAAGCAUUAAAUUUACAAGAAACAUUAACUACUUGCAUUAACUUAUUUUAUUGCUCUGCCUUCCAGUGUCAGUAUUUUUUUUUUAUAAUGCUGCUGCUGGACAAUGUAUAGCUGACAGAACUGUGGCACAACAGAAGCCCUUGGUUUUAGCUGGACAGGAAGACAGGCACAAAGAAGAAACACAGACACGACAGGGAUUACCAUUUAAAAUGGAGGACAAAGAGACUCUAAAUGACAAAACAGGAACAGAAUGAGUAAACACACUGACAUAGAUUACAUUAGCUCCAACAAAUGAUGCUCAUCCACAUAUGCAAUUAAAUAAAUGGCACUUGUACAAACAAUGUUAACAGGUUUUCCCCUAUCCACUUGGAAAGAAAAAACAUACUGAAAGGCAUAGUAAAAUAUAAAUUAAUGAUUGCAUCUUCAGGUUUUCCCCAGUGGUUAAAACUGUUACAAACUGAUGUUGCGCUAGAGUUGUUAAAAUACUGUAUAUCUGCCAUUUCUAACACUCAUUAUUGCAUGUGUGACCUUUCAUUUUAAUAAACUUUCUAAGAGACA